CAGCCUGCAAGAAGUGCCAAAAAAAUGAUUAGCUGUGCCAGUUGCUACCCAAAAAUACAUACACAAAAAUUGAGUGAGAAAAUCCUAUAAACAACAUCCCAGUUUUUCUCUCCAUUUCAGAGAAAAACUGUGUGAUUUGGGUGAAUUUUCAGUGAAAAAACCAAGAAUGGAGAAAGCCCUUACAAAAGUUGGGAGCCUAAAAGCUAGUACAUUUUGGGUUUCAAAGAAAGCCAAAGAAGAAAUCUCCAAUAUCAGUCAAGAUCUCUCUACGUUUUCAAGCACCGUUGAAGAGAAGGCAAAAUGGAUCUUCAACAAGCUCAAAGGGAAACCGGUGAAGUCAUUGCCUGAUCUCCUACGAGAAUACAAUCUUCCUCCUGGCCUCUUUCCUCAGAACAUAACAUGUUACGAGUUUGAUGAGUUGAAGGCCAAGCUCAUCGUCUACAUGCCCCAUCCCAGUGAGAUCUGCUUCAAGGAUUCAUCUGUUGUCAGAUAUUCAACUCGUGUAAAAGGGACAUUAUCGAGGGGGAAGCUCUCUGGAAUAGAAGGAGUGAAAACUAAGGUUUUGGUUUGGGUCAAAGUUACCAGUGUCAGUGUUGAGAGCUACAAGUCGGAUAAAGUGUGGUUCAUGGCCGGAGUAAAGAAAUCGAGGGCCAAAGAUGCGUACGAAAUGCCACAUGAUGCCAUCAGAGUUGAAGAAUUUUGAGGUACAAGAUAUAAUAAUCUAUUGUUUGGGCAAUGUGUCAAUAAAUCUUUAUAUCUAUUGGCGUGAUCUCAAUUUGUUAUAAUAUUCGUUACUUUUCGGAAAAAUAUAUGUUUGCAACAUUGAUAAUGAAGGGUACAUGAUAGGGACAUCCGGUUUAUCGUAUCUAGCUCAUCUAAGUUGUAAUGAAAUCACAGGCAAUUUUUCGUUUUCUUCUAUGUUGUGAAAUGAAUCGUGCAUAUCGAGCUCAUUGAGUGAUAUAUUUGACAAGCUUUUUGUA
Molecule: messenger RNA, 980 nt
Organism: Olea europaea var. sylvestris
Lineage: Eukaryota; Viridiplantae; Streptophyta; Magnoliopsida; Lamiales; Oleaceae
Exons: 3
Coding region: 167-703 (178 amino acids)
Source: RefSeq, a predicted model, not a curated record